UUGUUAUGACUAUUUUUGAUAGAUUUAACGGAAAAGAUUCAUUAGAAAUUGUAUCAUUAUCUUUAUAUUUUUAACUUUUCACUACAUGAACGAAUAUGCAAUAUUUAAAGAAUUAGAUAACUUGUUUACUGAAUUUUAACAGUUCAUUGUCAAUUUCUCUUUUAUUCAUUCAAAUGUCAAAUGUUCAAACACAUGACAGCAAUUCCUCUGGACAUUGUGUUGUUUAUUUGGUAAAUAGUUUUUUUUUUUACAAAAUGUAAGAAGGUGUAAAUUGAGUAAUCCCUAGCAUGUCCACUUAAUGGACCAUCCAUUGUAUUGUGUGUAAAUAGUUUACUUAUCAGUCUUUGAUAUCCGGCCUAGUCCGAAAUAGGCUUAAUCAAUUACGUAAUCAAGUUUCAUUUUUAUUGUACUUUUUUUCUUUUUGCAAAUGACCCACGGCUAUGUACAGCUGCGCUGAGUUAUGUCAAUUAAACGGAUAAACUGUACGGGUCACGUGAUUUAUCACUAAUAGGUUUUUUUCUUAAAAUGGUAAAUUUUCACACUUUUGAUAUUUCUGAUCAUCUAAUACUGAAUUUUGAUUGGUCAAUGACCUGCAAUCCAAGCGUGUGGGGUCGUCGCUGGAAAUUUGGCCUAACUCGGUCACUUCCAUGCGACGCUCCAUUCAAUAAACUUGUAUUCAUAUUUUAUCAUCAUUUUUCUUAUUUGGAUUGCAGGUAUGUUGCUCUCUAUUUUAUUUUCUAUUGUUUCAAAGUUCAUAAAAGUUUGAUUUUAAGAAAUUAAUAAUUUGCUUAAACGUUUAUUUUUUAAUUUUGGUAUUUAAAUAAGUUAUGAUUUUAAAGGAAUAAGUUUCUAAAUUUGAGCUUUGUCGUUUAUGAAAUAAUUCAUUAUUAACCUAUCGGCUAGGAGACAGAAUAAUUGUUUUUUCAUCCGUCUAAGUUUUGCAGUUAACACAUGUAUUUUUUUUAGUAAAUAGUUUUAUAUUUGAUAGUCGUAGAAUAGACAAGUAAAUGAAAUACUUUUGUUUGUUGCAUUGAUGCGUGGUAAAUUAGAAUUUGAAUUUAGCGCCAUUUCUAAGUUAAAGAGACUCUUUAGUAAAAGGAGGUAAUUUAAAGUUAGUUCGGGAAACAAAACACGGGAAUCAUGUUUAGAUCAAAUUCCACGACAGAUUGUGUUCAACCUAUAACAACGUCAGUAGAGCUGACACCAAUAAGAAAUUACAUCAGCGAGUUAAAUUUAGUUCAUCACAGCAAGCGAGUGUUCAAAUUAAAGUUAAAUUUCCCCAAAUUUAUAGUGAAUUCAGAUCACGUUAUUAAGGACAAAAAACAAGACGUGACAAUUGGUGGAGAAUCCGAAGGAUCCUUUAUGUCAAGGUACUUUUUGCGUUCUAAAGGAAGUGAUAGUUUAGACAUCUUACCAUCAUUUGUAUUGAAUAUGCCUCAUACCGGAACUCCGUCAAAUAGCAAUCAGGAGGACACAUCAUCACCCCCAAGCAUAAGACAAGAACUACUUCAGCAAAAAGAAGAGGAAAUCAUAGCAUUGCGAGCGAGGAUAGAGCAGGAAAGGACACGACAAGUGGACCAGGAGGACGAAAUGCAAGGACUCCGAGAAAAAAUAAGGAACAUGGAGAGAGAGCAACAAGUUCAGCAAGAUGUACAUGUUCAGCCAUUGACAACACCGCCCCCAAUGUCCUACAACACGCCACCAUCAACCACUCCGGACCGGUUAAGUGUGCGACUCGAGAAGUUCGAUGGGAAGACCUCCGCGGUACAAUGGUGGGUUAAAGUUAUGGCUCUUGUUAACCUCCAAGGACUGACGGAGCAGAAAGCCAUCCUAUACCUCCCCUUUUUCUUCCUUGGAACUGCGGAAACAUGGUUCAACGCACUAGAUACCACGGUGAAAUCAUCAUUAACAGCCAUACACACAGCCUUCAUUAACCGAUUCAAACCUGUGUCACAUCAUGCGUUCGAUCUUUUGAAAUUCAUACAAGGAGAAAACGAAUCUGUGGAAGAGUUCACCCAACGUGUAUCGGAAAAAGCAACAGAUUUGAAAGUUGAUUCACAAAAAUUAAUGGGAAGACUCAUGGGCGGAUUCAAGCAAAACAUCCGGAAAGAUCUUAUUCGCCACAACCCAACAACAAUGGAGGACCUCCGUACUCAGGCUCUGUUAGCAGAGCUUGCACAGAGUCUGGAACCGGACACCAAUGCCAUCCAGAGUGCCACCAACGCAUCGCUGUGCACGGCAGUAAAUUCCCUUGAAGAUAGGAUACAGAAUAUGGAAACAACCAAUAUGAACAUGGUGAAUAUGGUGAACAGUCAAAGUUUCCAUAACAACAGACCUAGGCCCAAUCAGAGACAAUACCGUCAAAACCCUAGGUACCAGCAGCCGCAGCCACCUCAGUAUCAGGCACAGUUUCCACCUACGCAAUAUCAGCCGAUGACCCAGUAUCACCAACCCGCCCCGUUUCAAGCGAUGCAGUCGAGUCAGCCACAGCAGCCGGCCCAGUACCAGCAGAUGCCCCGACCCAUACCCAAUGGUCAGCAGCAGACGCGGCAGUCCUCGGGCAAAUGUCAAAGAUGUGGACCAUUAUUGAGGACCCUGCAUAACUUUAUGUUCCUAUUGGUGGCCAUACUAGUCCUGCACCCCGCAUCCCCAAGUCCAAUUGAAACAAGCAACGGUUUAAUUCAACGCAUAAAUUACGGUGUUGUCUUUAAGGAGGAACCUAAUAUCAUCCUAGCCCAAGAAUAUUGGAUGCAUACAUUCAGAAUUCCCCUUCCAAAAAGAUUUGCCAUACCAAAAGUUGAAAAGUGUACAGGAGAUAAACAAGGAUGCUCUACUUUGAACAGUUUGAGUCAUUUUGUUCAUAAUCUACAUAUGCAAGCAGCAACUCAUUUCAAUGAAACCAUGAAAUCUAUUCAAGUAUUGCUUCCAAGUGUAGACCUCAAUAGAGUUCCACGUAGGAGACAGACAAGGGCACUGUUACCAUUUGUGGGGACCGAGAAACCCAGCGAGGAUGUUGUGAGGAUAACGGUCCGUGGGAUACCGCUAUCUGUGGAUGACACGUGUAUCAAAAACAUGCUGGAAAAGUUAGGUGCAAUACUUACAUCAGACAUUAAAUAUGAAAAAGUCCGUAACCCUAACACUUUCAAAAUGACAGAAAUAUUAAAUGGAAAUCGUUUUGUAUAUAUGAAACCAAUGGAACAAGGCAAAUUUCUACCGAAAAGCAGCGAAUGCGCAGGGCUUAAAUGCUCAAUCUUCCAUAAGGGGCAACCUACUACCAAGAGAAGCAUUCUGUGUACCAAUUGCUGGGGAGAUGACCACUUGAGGUUUAAUUGUGAAUAUGAGACAUGUUGCAAAGUUUGCAAAAAUCCAGGCCAUUCCCCAGGGGACAAAGCAUGUUCCAAGUACGACCCUUCCCCUAAGGACAUAAUUGCCUUCAGUGGUAAGGAUGAUGUGAUGUCCAACUUCUACCCAUGUGAUAUCAAGAUUUUUGGUAUUUCGCAUGCCUCCGCUGAGCAUGCCUUCCAGUACAGCAAGGCCAUGCGAUCUGGGGAUCUCAUAAGGGCGUCGUCUGUCCGUAACGCCGCCACCGCACUCGAAGCCAAACGCAUAGGCGCCCAAGUCACCGUUCCGGAUCACUGGAUACAACAACGCGAAGACAUUAUGCGCAAGGUAUUAGAGGCCAAAUUCGAUCAAGUGAUUGAAUUCAGAGACAAGAUCUCUGCAACUGGGUCAUCCACUUUACUCGUGGAAGCCGCUUUUGACGACUACUGGGGAUCCGGGCUCGACAAAAAAGGCACAAUGUACACCGGGAUGAAGGCGUGGCCAGGCAAAAACACCAUGGGCCAAAUACUUACCGACAUUGGCCGAUCACGACGUCCGAAUGCACCGCAGCGGAAACAGUCGGUAAGAAACCAGAAGAACAGAUCCUAA
Messenger RNA from Magallana angulata, 3930 nucleotides. RefSeq lists its product as uncharacterized. The record is from RefSeq and is a predicted model, not a curated record. Bases 1141 to 3930 code for a protein of 929 amino acids. The transcript has 4 exons. NCBI's taxonomy places the organism in Eukaryota, Metazoa, Mollusca, Bivalvia, Ostreida, Ostreidae.